This is a messenger RNA of Euleptes europaea (tarantolino), 3451 nucleotides long. It is a transcript of the gene AP3B2, whose product is annotated as adaptor related protein complex 3 subunit beta 2. Gene Ontology annotation, biological process: anterograde synaptic vesicle transport; vesicle-mediated transport; intracellular protein transport. Lineage: Eukaryota; Metazoa; Chordata; Lepidosauria; Squamata; Sphaerodactylidae. The transcript has 29 exons. Bases 17 to 3412 code for a protein of 1131 amino acids. The record is from RefSeq and is a predicted model, not a curated record. Gene Ontology annotation, cellular component: AP-3 adaptor complex; membrane coat.
CCCCCCCCCUGCAGCCAUGUCCGCCGGCCAAGCCUACAACGAGGACAAGGGCGGCUCCUCCAGCCUGGGGGAGCCCGAAUAUGGCCACGAUCCGGCCAGCGGGGGCAUCUUCUCCUCGGAUUACAAAAGGCAUGAUGACCUGAAGGAGAUGUUGGACAGUAACAAGGAUUCGCUGAAGCUGGAGGCCAUGAAGAGGAUUGUAGCGAUGAUAGCCAGAGGCAAGAAUGCGUCUGACCUCUUCCCUGCCGUGGUGAAAAACGUGGCCUGCAAGAACAUCGAGGUAAAGAAGCUUGUGUAUGUCUAUUUGGUUCGAUACGCGGAAGAACAGCAAGAUCUGGCUUUGCUCUCCAUUUCUACCUUCCAGCGCGGGCUCAAGGAUCCCAAUCAGCUGAUCCGGGCCAGUGCCCUGCGGGUUCUCUCCAGCAUCCGCGUGCCCAUUAUUGUGCCCAUCAUGAUGCUCGCCAUCAAGGAGGCAGCGUCGGACAUGUCCCCCUACGUGCGCAAAACUGCUGCGCACGCGAUCCCCAAACUGUACAGCCUCGACUCCGACCAAAAGGAUCAGCUGAUAGAGGUGAUUGAGAAGCUGCUAGCAGAUAAGACCACGUUGGUGGCCGGCAGCGUGGUGAUGGCCUUCGAGGAGGUGUGCCCAGAGCGCAUCGACCUCAUCCACAAGAACUACCGCAAGCUGUGUAACCUGCUGAUCGACGUGGAGGAGUGGGGGCAGGUGGUGAUCAUCAACAUGCUCACGCGAUAUGCGCGCACCCAGUUCCUGAGCCCCACCCAAAACGAGUCCCUUCUGGAAGAGAACGCCGAAAAGGCUUUCUAUGGGUCCGAAGAGGAAGACUCCAAGGACGACAAGGCGGAACCGGCGUCGCUGGUGAAACGCAAGCCUUACGUGAUGGAUCCUGACCACCGCCUGCUCCUGCGGAACACCAAACCCCUGCUGCAGAGCCGCAAUGCCGCGGUUGUUAUGUCUGUGGCACAGCUGUAUUUCCAUUUAGCACCCAAAGCCGAGGUUGGGGUCAUCGCGAAGGCCUUAGUUCGCCUCCUCAGGAGCCACAGCGAGGUGCAGUACGUGGUGCUCCAGAAUGUGGCAACCAUGUCUAUUAAGCGUAGGGGAAUGUUCGAACCCUACCUGAAGAGCUUCUACAUCCGAUCCACUGACCCCACCCAGAUCAAGAUCCUCAAGCUGGAAGUCUUGACCAACCUGGCGAACGAGACCAACAUCUCCACCAUCCUGCGUGAAUUCCAGACCUACAUCCGGAGCAUGGACAAGGAUUUUGUAGCUGCCACCAUCCAGGCCAUCGGCCGCUGCGCCACCAACAUUGGCAAAGUGCGGGACACAUGCCUCAACGGACUGGUGCAGCUGCUCUCCAACCGAGACGAGCUGGUCGUGGCCGAGUCCGUGGUUGUCAUCAAGAAACUCCUCCAGAUGCAGCCCGCGCAGCACAGCGAGAUCAUCAAGCACAUGGCAAAGCUGACGGACAACAUUCAGGUGCCCAUGGCCCGGGCGAGCAUCUUGUGGCUCAUCGGCGAGUAUUGCGAGCACGUGCCCAAGAUCGCGCCUGACGUGCUGCGCAAGAUGGCCAAGUCCUUCACCAGCGAGGAAGACAUAGUGAAGCUGCAGGUCAUCAACCUGGCAGCCAAGCUGUACCUCACCAACUCCAAGCAGAGCAAGCUGCUGACCCAGUACGUGCUUAACCUGGCCAAGUAUGACCAGAACUACGACAUCCGGGACCGCGCCCGCUUUAUCCGCCAGCUGAUCGUGCCCACCGAGAAGAGCGGGGCCCUCAGCAAGUAUGCCAAGAAGCUCUUCCUGGCACAGAAACCUGCCCCCAUCUUGGAGUCCUCUUUCAAAGAUCGCGACCAUUUCCAGCUGGGCUCCCUUUCCCAUCUCCUCAAUGCCAAGGCCGUGGGCUACCAGGAACUCCCCGACUGGCCCAACGAAGCGCCGGACCCGUCUGUGCGCAAUGUGGAGGAAGAGUCAUUUGGUCCCGUGGAAAGCCACAUUGGGUUGCUGGGGAAGCCGAAAGAGGUGGUCCCGGAAUGGACCAAGUGUACCAGCCGUGAGAAGAGGAAGGAGAAGGCGGAGAAACCAUUCUAUUCCGACUCUGAGGGGGAGUCUGGCCCAACGGAGUCGGCCGACAGCGAGCCUGAAUCAGUUAGCAGGUCUCCCACCGAAAGUGGCAGCGAGAGCGGUUCCGGUUCUGGCAGCGAAGACGAGGAGGACGAGGAGGACGAGGAUGAAGAAGAGAGCGGGGACCAGUCGGAUGAGAAAGGGGAGAAAAAGAAGAAGCGGAAAGAGGCUCCAAGGAAAGCAUCGCUGGAUAGUGCAGGGAGCGAGGAGGACCAGAGGGGCAAGAAGAAGCCGCAGCUGCGUGAAAGGAAGGGGGACUCAGGAUCCUCAUCAGAGGAGGAGGAGGAGGAGGAGGGCAGCGUGACAGAGAGCAGCUCCUCGGAGUCAGAUUCUGGCUCCGAAGCAGAGGAAUCCCACUCGGAAGUGGAGGUCAAGAAGAAAAGGACGCCUCCCAGCAGCAAGCCUGCCCCGAAGCCGCAGAAGAAAGGGACCAAGGAGAUCUCUCUGCUUGACCUAGAUGACUUCACCCCUCCGCCCUCGCAACCGGUCCUAUCCAGCCCCAUCGUCUCCACCAGCCUGGUGACUGACCUAGAGGGACUCACGCUGACCGAUACUACUUUGGCUCCAACCAUGAUCAGCCCCGGAUUCGGCGCGGUGAAGACCUACGAGCUGCUGCACCGAAUGACCGGGGAGGGACUCUCCGUCGAGUAUCACUUCAGCCGUCAGCCUUUCACGGCCGACGGCCGGAUGGUGGCCGUCCAGAUCCUGAUCUCCAACAACACGGCCACCGAGGUGAAGAACGUCCGCAUUAAUGAGCCGAAGCUCCUCUCGGGCAUGCGCGUCCAGGAGUUCAAGGAAAUCGAAUCCCUCCCUCCUGGAGAGACCGUCAACGUAGUGAUGGGCAUAGACUUCUGUGAUUCGACCCAGGCAGCCAGUUUCCAGUUAUGCACGCACACACGCCAGUUUUACGUGUCCAUCCAACCUCCAGUGGGGGAACUGAUGGCCCCUGUCUUCAUGAGCGAAAACGAGUUCAAGAAGGAACAAGGAAAGCUGACUGGCAUGAGCGAGAUCACAGAGAAGCUGACCCUGCCCGAAAAAUGCCAGAGUGACCACGUGAUUGUGCAGCAGGUGACGGCUGCCGCCAACGUUAGCCGUGUGCCCUGCGGGUCAGACAAGGAAUACCGAUUUGCUGCUAAGACGGUUAGCAGCGGAAGCCUCAUCCUCAUUACCCUGGAGAAGAAAGCAGGAAACGCUGCGCACCUGACCAUCAACAGCGAGAAGAUGUUGAUUGGCACUAUGCUGGUGAAGGACAUAAUCCACUCCUUGACGCAGUGACCUGGGUAGCUUCUCUCUCUAGCCGUGGCUGCUUCCAAC